AUGCAAGCCAAAGGGACUCCUACAACGCAGCGCCAAAAACUGCCUCGACAACCAGCAGCGACCCAGACUACAAGGGGCAAUGUCCAACUUAACUGCACAAGAAAGAGGCGCACCACGAUGCCUAAAAUGGCAGGAGCAGCAGAUGACCUCCACAAUUACAGCUACAGCCAACGAACACACCAAAAGGUGGGACCCACAACCGGGACUAUACUCUACCUACCAAGAGGGCCACCUACUCGCACUGAGACACCUCUCUCCCACACUACUGGACCAUGGGGAGCGAAGAGCGAACCACCGCCACAACGAACAGCGCAGAGGGAACUCACCCAGCCCCAGCAAGGCAUCGGCUGA
Molecule: messenger RNA, 351 nt
Organism: Pelobates cultripes (western spadefoot toad)
Lineage: Eukaryota; Metazoa; Chordata; Amphibia; Anura; Pelobatidae
Source: the annotation of a GenBank genome assembly